Anopheles coustani is the source of this 1876-nucleotide messenger RNA. Its product is annotated as adipokinetic hormone/corazonin-related peptide receptor variant I-like. Lineage: Eukaryota; Metazoa; Arthropoda; Insecta; Diptera; Culicidae. Gene Ontology annotation, molecular function: G protein-coupled receptor activity. The coding region runs from base 1 to 1743 and encodes 580 amino acids. Gene Ontology annotation, biological process: G protein-coupled receptor signaling pathway. Gene Ontology annotation, cellular component: membrane. The record is from RefSeq and is a predicted model, not a curated record. The transcript is spliced from 9 exons.
AUGUACCUGGCGGCCGGAUUACUCAACAUCAUGGAUAUCACGCUCCAGCAUGAAUACCUGCAGGAGUACUACCAGAGUGCGGCCGGUUUGGGCAACUUCUCCGGCACACUUCCGUACGGGCUCGGUGGCCUGCCACCGAAUGGGAGCGGGUUGCAGGGUGCGGCGGACACGAACGGCUCGGAGGUUACCAUAGCCGCCCCAGGACACACCGACUCCACCGUGGCCGUCAUCAUCGUGUACUGCGUCCUGUUUGUGAUAGCGGCCGGUGGCAACCUGUCCGUUGUUAUAACGCUCUUCCGCUCCCGGCGACAUCGUCGUUCGCGCGUCAGCCUCAUGAUCUGCCAUUUGGCGGUGGCCGACCUGAUGGUAGCGUUCAUCAUGAUACCGCUGGAGGUCGGCUGGCGCAUCACGGUGCAGUGGCACGCCGGAAACGUGGCUUGCAAGGUGUUUCUAUUCAUGCGAGCCUUCUGCCUCUACCUUAGCUCCAAUGUGCUGGUGUGCGUAUCGCUCGAUCGUUGCUUUGCUGUGAUAUAUCCUUUACGUGUGUCGGCCGCACGCAAACGGGGCAAGAUCAUGCUCGGUGGAGCCUGGUUCAUUGCCUUCGUCAACGCCAUGCCGCAGAGCAUCAUUUUCCGCGUCCAGCAGCAUCCGCAGGUGCCCAACUUUACGCAGUGCGUCACCUUCGGCUUCUUCCCUACGCCCGGCCUCGAAACGGCGUACAACCUGUUCUGCGUGAUAGCGAUGUACUUCCUGCCGCUGAUGAUCAUCAGCGGUGCGUACACUGUGAUCCUGUGCGAAAUCUCCAACCGCUCCAGAGAAAAAGAAACAAGCGAUUCCAACACCACCGGAACGUUGCGCCUGCGAUGCAACGAUCUGACCCACAUCGAGCGAGCCCGUCAGCGCACGUUGCGCCUUACCAUCACCAUCGUGGUAGUCUUCGUCUGGUGCUGGACGCCGUACGUCGUCAUGACACUCUGGUACAUGUUCGACCGGGAAAGUGCUUCGAAGGUGGAUGUGGCCGUGCAGGAUGGUCUGUUCCUGAUGGCCGUCUCCAACUCCUGCAUGAAUCCACUCGUUUACGGUUCGUACGCGAUGAAAUGUCGAUUGCCCUGCCGGCGCCGGAACUCGCCCGGAGGUGUCCAAACCCCGAACGCGGCUCAACGACGAUCCACUGACGCGGUUUCCGGCAUUAUUGGACCACACUCAGACCGGCUGACCGGACGGGAUAAUAAGGACGAGCUACUGGUUGCAGACCAACGCAGCAUUACGAUGAAUCAUCUCUCGCAGAACGGGGGAAUCGCACUACUCCAAUCGGCAGCUUCCCAGUUGCGAUCGACUGGUGGCGUAGGAUUGACUACCGGAGCGGGUGCGAGUGGCACUAUAGUAGGGACGACCACAGCGACGACUCGAUUCUGCAACCGCUUCAGCAACGGCAUCACCAACGGCAGUAAUUAUCACACCAAUACGGCCCGGCUCAUCUGCGGAGGCACCAAACCAGCGACAUCUGGCGCCCACCGGAAGGGCGGGGGUGAGAAGCACCACUCUCGAACGAGCUACUGGCCGGGAGGAGGUAGCGGGAAGGGUGUUUGCCAACCCAGCUACAGCGAGUUCGCUAUGCUGGCUGACGAACACUCGCUGAUGCUAUCGCGACCCUCGUUCUACUCCGACCCGACCCCGCACGAGCUCGACUCCUCGAUGGAGUGCGGGUUAACACGAAGCCUCGACACGGGCGGCUGGCGAUGAUGACCUCCACGGUAGUGCAUGCUUCGACGAUGGUCGUCCGUUUCCCGUACUAGUCACUUCUUCUGCUUGUGCUGAUCGGAACCACCUGCUUCACCAUCCAGAUGACGGAUGGAUCGAUCGCACUGCGGGACAC